Molecule: messenger RNA, 1096 nt
Organism: Manihot esculenta (cassava)
Lineage: Eukaryota; Viridiplantae; Streptophyta; Magnoliopsida; Malpighiales; Euphorbiaceae
Product: vesicle-associated membrane protein 724
Exons: 5
Coding region: 213-878 (221 amino acids)
Biological process (GO): vesicle-mediated transport
Cellular component (GO): membrane
Source: RefSeq, a predicted model, not a curated record
AUUCUUUCUUCGCAUCAAAGAAAAUACGGGCCAAACACAGCAUACGAAUUGGGAAACGCUAACGUCGAAGUUAGAACCAGAACAACCUUGCAAAGCACCACGCCUUCCUCCAUCUCUGACUCUCUCUAUUUCUUCGGUCUCCUCUCCAAUCCUGCUUCGCAAAUCUCUGUUCCCAGCUUGGCCCGAGCUGACUCAUUUUAACUCAAUAAAAAAUGAGUCAGGAAUCGUUCAUUUACAGCUUCGUUGCUAGAGGCACCAUGAUUUUGGCAGAGUACACGGAGUUCACCGGGAACUUUCCGGCGAUUGCAGCUCAGUGUCUUCAGAGAUUGCCUUCUUCUAAUGACAAGUUCACCUACAAUUGUGACCACCACACCUUCAAUUUUCUCGUUGAGGACGGUUAUGCAUAUUGUGUUGUUGCAAAAGAAUCUGUUAGCAAACAGAUAUCUAUUGCUUUUUUAGAACGCAUGAAAGCAGACUUCAAGAAAAGAUAUGGGGGUGGUAAAGCGGACACAGCUAUUGCCAAGAGUCUGAACAAGGAGUUUGGGCCAAUUAUGAAAGAGCACAUGAAAUAUAUCAUUGACCAUGCUGAAGAAAUAGAGAAACUAUUAAAAGUUAAGGCUCAGGUUUCAGAAGUUAAAAGUAUAAUGUUAGGGAAUAUUGACAAGGUUAUUGAUAGGGGUGAGACCAUAACGACUCUUGCUGACAAAACUGAGAAUUUACGUGAUCAGGCCCAAGCAUACAAGAAACAGGGGACGCAAAUCCGACGGAAAAUGUGGUAUCAGAACAUGAAGAUUAAGUUGGUAGUUCUUGGGAUUUUGUUACUUUUGGUUCUCAUAAUCUGGCUUUCCAUUUGCCAUGGAUUUGAUUGCACCAACUAGUAAUUCUUCAGCAUAUAGAGAUCUCAGGUGCACUCGUAUACAAGAAAGCUUUACAGCAACUUAUAUUUAACAGGGGGAGUUUUGGUUCCGUCAAAAUUGUUUCUUACCUUCUUGCAUCAGGGAGUCUGAGAACUGCCAUCUGAAGUUGUGGAAGAGGUGGAGAGCUGUUAAUUAUGUGCUGUACUUCCUGUAUCAAAUAUUACAGGAAAUUCUUUUAA